Messenger RNA from Dermatophagoides pteronyssinus (European house dust mite), 3309 nucleotides. RefSeq lists its product as uncharacterized. Gene Ontology annotation, molecular function: RNA binding; sequence-specific DNA binding; transcription corepressor activity. Gene Ontology annotation, biological process: regulation of DNA-templated transcription. The record is from RefSeq and is a predicted model, not a curated record. Gene Ontology annotation, cellular component: nucleolus. Lineage: Eukaryota; Metazoa; Arthropoda; Arachnida; Sarcoptiformes; Pyroglyphidae.
GUUAGAAUUGUUAUUGUGCUGCAAAUAUUCAAAGAAUUGUUUUUUCAAAUUUGUUCGAAAAUUUUUAUUGUUAUUGUUAUAAUUAUGAAACUUAUUGAAAAAAAUACUAAUAAAAAUGGACAAAAAUCCAAUGCCAAUUGUAAUCAGGUUAUUCUCGAUCAUUUUUGGCAUCUAUCAGGAUCGUCCGAUGAUCGUCGUUGUCGUAGCGUUCAAAUCAUUGUACAAAAUUUAGCCAAACAAAUUUCUAAUGAUCAAUAUAAUGAUUUAUCAUAUUGUUUGGAUCGUCUAAUUCGUGGUCUAACAUCAACACGUGAAUUUUCUCGACAUGGAUUCUGUAUUCUAUUGACUGAAUUAUUGCAACACUUUCCUCAACAUACCGACAUUACCAAUGUUAUCAAGAUUGCUGAAAAAGAAUUUGGACAUUUUAAAAGUGAUUUCGAUUCGGAGCUUACAAUAGGCUGGACUUUGUUUAUCAGUUGUUUAUUGAAAAGUAAACGAAUCACUAAAAGUACAGAUAAAGAAAUACUUUCAAAACUCUUCGAAACUUUAUUCUUGAUUGGUUGCAAAAAGAGUUAUGUCGAAAUUAUUGUUUGUGAAUUGAUGAAUAACUUUUACGAAGUAUUUUCUAAUGACUCGGAUUUGUUUCAAGAAAUCGUAGUUGAUCGAUUGAAAAACAUGGAUGAUCAUGGCAAUAAACUAUUUAAAACCUACCUUAUGCUGUUAUGUUUUCAAAAAUUCCAAUUGUCCAAAGAGUUUAUAGUGAAAAAUGUCUAUAAACCAAAUAGCAAAGAUUUUACAAAUAUAAUCAAAUUGAUUAAAGAAACUAGUAAAUUUCAGCCAAACAUUCAUCCAAUCAUAGCAUCAUUUACUGCCUUGAUCAAAGAAAUAGACAAUAAGAAUUUGGAUGCUUAUUUCACCAGAUUGGUCGAAGAAAUAUUCAAAGUUGACAUGGUAAAAACAUCGUUAGGAUUUGACAUUAUUCCAAUCAUGCUAGAAAAUGUUUCGCAUCAUUCUCAGAUCAAACUUAUUCUAUCAUCUACCUUUAUUCGUCUUCUUAUUCAAACGUUAUCGAAUAAACAACAUCCAUUGAACAAUGCUGCAUUGGUUCUUUGUGAUCGACUUAAAAAUUAUUCAUUGAAAAUCAAAGAUCAAACUAGUUUCCAGAUUGAAUUCGCCCGAUGUUUUAUCGAAAAACCUGGAUCAAUAAAUUUCGAUGAAUUAUCACGAUCAAAAUUAUUGUCUAAUAUUUUGAAAAAUUUCAGUAAUGAUUCGAUCAAAGAAUGGAUAUCAAUACUAAUGAAUUUGAUGAUGAAUCAGGAUAACGUUGCUGCCAGUGAUUUUUAUCGUGUACGUUGUUUGCAACAAAUGACUCACUUAUUAAAAUGUUAUACGGGUGACGUUAAAUUUUUAAUGAAAAAUUGCAAAUUUUUUCUUGUUUUUGCAUAUUUUAACGUUGAUCUAUUGACAAAAGAUUUAAUAUUAGAUAAUGAUAGUGGAGAAAAAUUGAAAAGAUUUAAAUAUCCAAUAAGUGAAAAACUUCGUCAACAAUUUAAAAGUUCAUUUCAAAAUGUUAUCGUUCAUUUAUAUGCACUAUCAUCGACUGUUUCAACCGAUUCUGAUUCUAUUGUUCUCAAGAACAAACUUGCAAAACAAAUAGAAAUGCUAACUCAAAUAAAAGAUUUUAUAAUGAUUUUGAUUAGAGAUAAAAAAUUGGAAUUAGUGGACAAACAAAUUUCAAUGCAAAAAUUCAGAGAAGUAUUGUUGGAAAUCAACAAAAAAUUCGAUUCAAUCAAAACCGAUGAGAAUAAAUGUCAAGUUUUUCGUUUAUUUUAUCUACAUUUUCUUAUUGAAUCAUUUGAAAAUUUUUCCGAUUUACAAGCCAUAUUGCCGGAUUUCAAUGAAUGUGUUAUUCGAGCAUUUUCAAGUGAAAACGCAAAAGGAAAAUCAAACGAUCCUUUUUGGUCGGAUGUAUUUGUUGAUCUUUUAAUCUCUUUGAUUAUUAAAUCAAAAUCUUCAAAAAAUAUUAUCCUAAUGACUUUUAAAUAUUUGGUUCCAUUCAUAACUCCAGUCGGAAUACAAAGUCUUAAUGAAGCAUUUGUAGAUGAUGGGACCAUUGAAUUUGAUGCUGAAGACAUUGACGAUGAGGAAGAUGAUGAUGAAGAAGAUGAAAAUGAAAACAAUGAAAUGGACACUGCUGAUCAAAUUGAAGAUAGUGGUGAUGAUGAUGACGACGACGACGUAUUGCAAGAUGAUAACGAACCAGUUGAUGAAGAAUUCAAAAAAGACGUCCUCAAAGCUUUAGGUUCUGCAGCUGAACAUGAAGACGAUUCGGAAGAAGUUCUUAGUGAUAGUGAAAUGUUCAAAUUGGACGAAUCUUUAGCUCAAGUUUUUAGACAAAAAUAUGGUGAAAAAAAACGACAAGCGGAAAAAGCUGCAAUGAUCAAAUCAUUCAAACUACGUGUGUUAGAUCUUAUUAAAAUUUUGAUCGAUCAUCAUCCAAAUUUUUCUGUUGAAAUGGCGUUCACAAUUUUAAAGAAUAUUUUAAAUUUCCUCAAAUCUAAUCAUUCAUCGAAAAAUAUGAUCGCUUUGAAUAAUAAAUGUCAGCAAUUGUUGCAACAAAUUUCGAAAACUCAUUUGGUAUUGAAUGAAAACGAAAAAAUUUCCAAAGAAGAAUUUGAAAAUUUAUUGACAACAUUGCUAAAGUUACAAUGUCAAUGUAAAAAUUCGGAUCUACAAAAAUCAUUUAUAGCCUUAACAUCAUGGCUAUUAACUUUGUCUCGAAACUGUUUGUCCAAAAAUGAUGUUGAAUUUUUUAAUGAACAUAUCGAACGAAAUUUGCAAUUAUUUUUCAAAGCUUCUCAUAAUGAAAUCAAACCUGAACUUUUCAAAACAAUCAUACCACAAUUACAUAAUGAAAAAUUAUUUUUUGAUAGUAAAUUUUUUGAAAUUAUUAAUCAAUUAUCUUUGGACAACAAUGUACGACCAUUCAAACGUUGUAUGGCAUUAGAUUUACUUGAAGGAAUUUUAAAACGUAUUAGUGAUGAUCAAAAAAUAGAAUCACGAUUAAUUGAAUUAAGUGAAAAAUAUCUACAGGAAUUAUUGGAAACGUUAAAAAAAUCCAAACAAAAUGAAAAAAAUAUUAUUGAUUUAUACAUCCGUAUAUUGAUGGUUCUUGAUGUUUUUUCAUUGAAAAUAUCGGAUAAUAUAAAAACUGAUGUUUUGGCUGCCAUCAAUUUAUUGCCAAAAGAUUUUCGACGUAAAAUUGAUAAAAAAUUUAUAAACAAAUUGAAAACUACGGAAUCCAAUUGA